AUGGGCCCUAGAGUCAAAAGGCGCCGAUUGACCGACCCGGAAGAUCUAAGCGAUGAUAUAUGCCAGUCUGCAACUCGGUUGGAAAAAGAUAGCUGGAAUGGAUUUUGCGAGAUUGAAUCAGAGCCCGCUUUGUUCAAUGUUAUGCUACGGGAGUUUGGGGUCAAGGGGGUCAAAAUUCAGGAAGUCGUUUCUCUUGACGAAGAAAUGAUGGCCUUCCUCAACAAUCCUGUUUAUGGCUUGAUUUUUCUCUUCCGCUGGCGUGAAGAUAAUGAUGGAAAACAGGAAGCGACUUGCCCUGAGGGGCUAUGGUUCGCAAAUCAGACCGCCAACAAUGCUUGUGCCAGCGUGGCACUGCUAAACAUCGUCAACAAUAUCCCAGGCAUUGAUCUAGGAGAAAAUCUACGAUCUUUUAAAGACUUCACCAUGCCUUUCACCCCAGCCUUGCGUGGGGAUGCAAUCAAUAACUUCGAGUUUGUUAAAAGGAUACAUAACUCAUUUGCGCGGAAAAUGGACAUUCUCAAUUCAGACCUGCAGCUCAAGAGUGAAGCAACGGUCCGAAAAAAAGGCUCCAAGGGCCAGGCCGAUGAUGACUCAAAUUCUACUUUCCAUUUCAUUGCAUUUAUGCCCGUAAUGGGCCAAUUGUGGAAGUUUGAUGGGCUAGAGCGACAGCCACGGACGCUUGGGGAAUGUUCUGAAGAUAACUGGCUGGAAUGGGUCAAGCCAAAUCUUCUGGAUCGAAUGGCUGCAUACGAAGAAGAAGAAAUUGAAUUCUCCAUUCUGGGACUCGUGCGCGACCCUCUACCUGAUCUUGUUAACGAUCUGGCCAUCAGUGUGAGAAAUCUGGAAAUCCUCAACCAACGGGCCAUCCAGUCCACCAAUCUUUUGUUGAAUGAAACCAUACUUGGUCCUGAGCCAUCCCUCUGCUUAACGCGUGAAGAGAUCGAUGCGGUGGUGAUUCCCCAGGAAACCCUUGAUGAAUACCAGACAUGUUCAGAGACCAAGGUUCAGGAGUAUCAGCAGACAAUAAGUAAUGGUCAGCGAGAACUUCGAUCACGCAUCCGUGAAGAGCAGCAGUCCCAUCGGUCGGAUGACGAGUACGCAGCUGGACGGCGAUUUGACUACGGGCCCGCGGUGCGAACGUGGCUGCGACGAUUGGCGCAGAAGCAGCAGCUGCAGGAGUUGUCUCUCGUGGCCUACUGA
Molecule: messenger RNA, 1200 nt
Organism: Penicillium paradoxum
Lineage: Eukaryota; Fungi; Ascomycota; Eurotiomycetes; Eurotiales; Aspergillaceae
Product: ubiquitin C-terminal hydrolase 37
Exons: 6
Coding region: 1-1200 (399 amino acids)
Biological process (GO): protein deubiquitination; ubiquitin-dependent protein catabolic process
Cellular component (GO): cytoplasm
Molecular function (GO): cysteine-type deubiquitinase activity
Source: RefSeq, a predicted model, not a curated record